AAAGUCAGACCUUCUGGAUUCAAACUAGCUGACCAUAUUGUUCUAUGUUGAAAAACUGAAUUUUACUACUUUGAAAGUCCUUUUUUAUAUUUUUGUUGAAUUUUUCUGUUAUAAGUACACCACAAAUCAAUUUAGCAUUUGCAUCAGCUUAGUUAGAAGUAUUAAAUUAGAGGUGUCUUCUUGGUGUAUUAUUAUUAGUCAGCUGCAAUUUUUCAAGAUUGUCAUAGUUGCCAAUUUCAUUGUUUUUCUUCAUCUUGAUUUUGUCAGUGGUAUUGUUAUUGGCUUGUAGUGUUACAAAAAAUGCAAAGUUGAGAUUUUUAAGAGCAAAGACCACUUUGAAAGUCCUUUUCUUUGUAUUUUAAUUGAAUUUUUUCAUUUUUGAAGGCAUUUGCAUCAGUUUGGUUAGAAGUAUUAAACUAAAGAUUUACAACGAAUGCAAAGUUGAGAUUUUAAGAGCAAAAGUGGAACUGAGUCCUGUUAGAUGUGGAGAAAUUGGAGGGUGUUUUGGAUGAGAUGAGGUAUGAUAUCUGGUUUGAUGAAUAUCUUAAGGGCUUGUUUUCAGCCAAGGGCAGAUGGACAUGUUCAUACAAGUUCAGAUGCCGUCGGUCGCCAAGAUGGGCUCUUAUGGUAUAAGGAUACAGGGCAACAUGUAAAUGGAGAGUUUUCAAUGGCUGUAGUUCAAGCUAAUAAUCUACUUGAAGAUCAGAGCCAAAUUGAAUCAGGGUGCUUGAGUUUGCAGGAAUCUGGUCCAUAUGGUACCUUUGUUGGAAUUUAUGAUGGGCAUGGGGGCCCUGAAACUUCAAGGUUCAUCAAUGAACAUCUCUUUCAAAAUCUCAAGAGGUUCACAUCUGAGCACCAAUCUAUGUCUGUUGAGGUGAUUAAGAAAGCAUUUCAAGCAACAGAAGACGGUUUCCUCUCUGUUGUGACUAGACAAUGGCCCACGAAACCGCAGAUUGCUGCAGUUGGAUCAUGCUGUCUUGUUGGAGUUAUCUGCAGUGGAACCUUAUAUAUAGCCAACCUUGGCGACUCAAGGGCAGUCUUAGGGAGACUUGUCAAGUCUACUGGAGAGGUUCUCUCGAUUCAGCUCUCUGCAGAACACAAUGCGAGCAUUGAAUCUGUAAGACAAGAGUUGCAAACUCUGCAUCCAAAUGACUCACAAAUUGUAGUUUUAAAGCACAAUGUCUGGCGCGUGAAGGGGCUUAUACAGAUUUCAAGAUCCAUUGGUGAUGUGUAUUUAAAAAAAGCUGAAUUCAACAGGGAGCCAUUAUAUGCAAAGUUUCGUCUUCGAGAACCAUUUGGCAAGCCCAUUUUGAGCUCAGAUCCAACAAUUUCAGUGCACCAUUUGCAACCUGAUGACCAGUUUAUCAUAUUUGCAUCAGAUGGUCUUUGGGAGCAUCUAACUAACCAAGGAGCAGUAGACAUUGUACAAAAUCACCCACGCAAUGGGAUUGCUAGAAGGUUAGUGAAAACUGCCCUACAAGAAGCAGCAAAGAAAAGGGAAAUGAGGUAUUCAGACUUGAAGAAAAUUGAUCGUGGAGUUCGUCGACAUUUCCACGACGACAUCUCAGUGGCGGUUGUUUUCCUGGACUCGAAUCUCGUGAGCCAAGCUAGCUCAGUUAAAAGUCCUAAUAUAUCUGUAAAAGGAGGUGGCAUUAGUUUGCCUACAAAAACUACCCCAACAUAAGUUGGUUGGUGCAACUUUAUGAAGCUGUUGCAGAUGUUGUUGUUGUUGUACUAUGUAUCUUGUGAAUACCAGGUAGCACUUCUAAAAGUUCAAAAGCAGUCCAAAAUUUUUUUAAACUGUAAUCUAACUGAGACUUAUACUUGGAUUUAGUUCUAGUGCCCAAGAAAGGAACUGGAAAAAAAGAGUAUCUUCACAAAUAUCAGUUGAGUUAUUUCCUUGAAAUAAUUCCUUAUUGCUUCUAUUAUAUAGUUAACCUGGAGGUUGUAAAUGUCUUAAGAGCCUUAUUUAUUCUUUA
This is a messenger RNA of Nicotiana attenuata, 1979 nucleotides long. Its product is annotated as probable protein phosphatase 2C 60. Gene Ontology annotation, molecular function: protein serine/threonine phosphatase activity; cation binding. Gene Ontology annotation, biological process: protein dephosphorylation. Bases 521 to 1684 code for a protein of 387 amino acids. Lineage: Eukaryota; Viridiplantae; Streptophyta; Magnoliopsida; Solanales; Solanaceae. The transcript has 5 exons. The record is from RefSeq and is a predicted model, not a curated record.